This is a messenger RNA of Serendipita indica DSM 11827, 690 nucleotides long. NCBI's taxonomy places the organism in Eukaryota, Fungi, Basidiomycota, Agaricomycetes, Sebacinales, Serendipitaceae. The record is from the annotation of a GenBank genome assembly.
AUGAGGAUUGGACAUAUCAAGGCUGCUACAGGGAUAGCCUUUUCAACCGGGCUCUUCCUAUAUCACUACGCAGGUGUCGAAAACGGUUUCGAAUGCUGGUGCGGAAACACAAAGCCGUCGGAUAUUGCUUGGGACGGUCGAUGCAUUAUCCCGUGCUCUGGUGCCUUCCUCACGGAGAUUUGCGGUGGUGUUCUUGGUCUUGGUGUAUACGAAAAGGCUCCUAGGAGUACCACCGUCGUCACAGCCUAUACAACCACAACAAAUGUAGUGCAAACCUACGCCACGGUGGCCACGCGUACAACGCUCGUCACUGGAACUGGGUCGUACAACCAGCCAGUGACCGGCACAGCGGCCAUUGUCGCGCCUGCAACGUACACGACCACUAUUCCGGUUCCUAUCACAGUCACUACAACAGAUGUGAUUCCGUACACGACGACUGAAGUGGUGGUCGGUGAUGUCACUCUGACCUCUACCGUGUACACCCCGGUCACAACAAGCACCACCCUCGUUGUACCAGUUUCCGGAUCUACGAGCUAUCCAGUACCUCUCACUGGUACGACGACGGCGGACGUUCUCCUCACAGGUUCAACUACGGAAUACUUCCCGGCUACUCAAACGACGACAGUGUACCAACCUAGUACAGCAAUUCGGCUAUAUUCUGGACACUACGAGAUGCAUCCUCUAAUCUAA